Messenger RNA from Sphaeroforma arctica JP610, 210 nucleotides. RefSeq lists its product as hypothetical. Lineage: Eukaryota; Ichthyosporea; Ichthyophonida. The transcript has a single exon. Bases 1 to 210 code for a protein of 69 amino acids. The record is from RefSeq and is a predicted model, not a curated record.
AUGGAUAUCAAGGAUACCACCCCCAUUUCCAUGCCCGAGGCAAAGGAGAUGCUAGAUAAAUAUAUAGCCAACGCCGAACGCAGACAGAGAGCCAGCCAGGCGCUGAAUGAUUCCGACUUCAAAACGCCGCAGGCGUAUUCCGCUUUGAGGACGUUAUCAGAGAAUCUCGAGUUUACGGAUAUGGCAGAUUGUAAUACAACACUUCAUUAA